GCUGAAAAUUCCGAAUAUCUGGCUGCGACGCCUUGGAAAAGUCUAUAUAAACCCCAGGCCCCUCCCUCUGUAAUAGAUACUUUUAAUCAUCAUCUGAUCUACCAACUACCAGUCUCUCGUUAUAAUGCAAUACUCUAUCAUCGCCGUCCUUGCCGCUGUCGCCUCUGCUGUCUCUACCGUCACUGAGACUGACUCUUUCUCCCUUGUGACGAGACUGUCACUGACUGCCCAGCCACCAUGUCUUCUUCUACUUACUCCUCGGCUUCUAACUGGACCACCUCUGCUUCCGUCUCCUCUUACGAGGGUGCCGGUAACAAGCAAUACGCUGCUGGUGCCGUCGCUUUGGCUGCUGGUGCUUUGUUGGCUUUGUAAGUUGGUUGAUUCAUCUUAAAUAGAGUUUUACAAAAUAUAUGUACGGUUAGAAACACUGUUAGUAGGAUUUCGUAGCUGAUUUUGUCUUCUGAUGAACUGUUGGUUGUGAGCCUUUCCGUCGAGGUGCAU
This is a messenger RNA of Metschnikowia bicuspidata var. bicuspidata NRRL YB-4993, 501 nucleotides long. RefSeq lists its product as uncharacterized. The coding region runs from base 125 to 391 and encodes 88 amino acids. The transcript has a single exon. Lineage: Eukaryota; Fungi; Ascomycota; Pichiomycetes; Serinales; Metschnikowiaceae. The record is from RefSeq and is a predicted model, not a curated record.